Messenger RNA from Sitodiplosis mosellana (orange wheat blossom midge), 995 nucleotides. Its product is annotated as collagenase-like. The transcript is spliced from 2 exons. Gene Ontology annotation, molecular function: serine-type endopeptidase activity. The record is from RefSeq and is a predicted model, not a curated record. Gene Ontology annotation, biological process: proteolysis. The coding region runs from base 52 to 879 and encodes 275 amino acids. Lineage: Eukaryota; Metazoa; Arthropoda; Insecta; Diptera; Cecidomyiidae.
ACUUUAGAUGUUCCGUUCCACAAAUUCAGCCGCAAUUCCCGUACAAAAAAAAUGAAUUUAACACCGAAGACUAUUUACAUCGCUGUGUUGCUAUUUGUAAGUGCAAGUGCAUUUAAAAUACAGCAAAAACAUUCGAGGAUCAUCAAUGGAUUUCCAAGUGAGCGAAACCAAUUUCCAUAUUAUGUUUGGAUGUUAGGAACCAUUAUGGAGGAUAACUCGACCAAUUACUGUGGCGGCAGUUUGAUAAGUGACGAAUGGGUCCUUACUGCGGCGCACUGUUUAAUUGACGUGUCUGUGAUGCGUAUACAUUUAGGAUUACUUAAAACGAUGCAAUUUGAUGAGCCGGGUCGAAUCGUUUUGACUGCUGAAAAAGGGCAAUACUUUUCACAUCCCGAUUUCCAAAUGAAUGGUGUCAUAAACGAUAUCGGCCUAGUGCGUCUUCCGAAACGGAUUAACUUUACUCCGAGCAUACAGAAAAUUAAAUUGCCAACAACAUGCGAUUCGAAUUCGAAUGAAAAUAUAGAUGUGAUUGGAAUAGGGAACGGAUUGACAGAUGAUGACAGUACUAAACCAUCACCAAUUUUGCGAUGGGCAUCGUUCAGAACAAUUUCACGUGAAAAAUGCAAUGAAGUAUUCAGAUUUUUGAACUUCAGAACCACAGUAAUCUGCAUAGAAAGUCCAAAAGAAGUUGGUUCCAGUAUUUGUCAUGGCGAUAGUGGGUCUGGAUUAAUACGAAGAAGCGACAAUACUUUGAUCGGUGUUGCCAGUUUCGUGGCGGACAGCGGUUGUGACAAUGGUUUGCCACAAGUUUUUACAAACAUUGUUGAAUAUCACCCAUGGAUAUCGAGCAUUACUGGAUUGGAUCUGAUCACGUGCUAAAUUGAAGGAAAAAAUUCAACAAAUUAAAAUGAUCACACCAAAAGAUGAUUUCUUAUCAUUUGCUAUAAUAAUAAUAAUAAUAAGUGCUGGGCAUUGUUUUCGAUUUCAUCAAAAAC